CUGUUUCAAAAAGUUUCACACAGCUGAAGGAAUAGAGUCUCUCAGUUAAAGCUUUGGAAAUAAAUCGCGAAUCAAACAAACUCGCAGAAUAACAAUUAUCUAACAUGUCGAAGAUUAAGGAUCUUACCAAGUUCUCGGCUACACAACUACAGGAGUUUUUAAUGUCUUUCGACAUAGUGAUGUCCGAUAUCGACGGAGUCGUGAGACAAAUCAAUAAAGAUCCUAUCGAGGGUGCUAUGGAGUCUUUAGCAGCAAUGCAAAAAAUGGGAAAACAAGUGUAUCUAGUAACGAAUAAUAGCACAAAUGCAAUGGACGAUAUUUUUGAGAAUGCUCGACGUGCUUCUUUAAAUCUGAGUUCGGACCGCAUAAUUAACACUAUCAAAGUGAUCGUCUGGUACUUGAAAAAAAUCGAUUUUCGUGACGAAGUUUUCGCCAUUGUUUCAGAGUUGUCUCGUAAUAUAUUAAAAGAAGCAGGGAUACGAUUAGUAGAGGAACCAAAAGCAUAUGAAACUAAUGCAAAAGCAAGCGUUAAAGAAGUUUUGGAUAGACCAUCUGUUAAAGCUGUAAUUGUUGAUUUCGAUCUACAUAUCAAUUGGUCAAAGCUAGCUUUGGCCAUAUCGUGCCUUAAACGUAAAGAUGUGUUGUAUAUAGCUGGUGUAACGGACGAAUGGUUUAAUGUACAAACAUCACCACAUAAAAUUAACAUUUUAGGUGGUGGACCAUUAAUAAAUGUUAUUAGUGCACAAAGCGGAAGGAAGCCAAUUUUAUAUGGGAAACCUAGUGAAAUUUUAAGAGAUUACAUUGUAGAUACGUGCAACGUGACCGACCCACGCAGAUGUUUGUUUAUUGGUGACACGGCUGAUCAAGAUAUGAAGUUUGCCUCAAUGUGCGGAUUUAUGAAGCUUUUCAUCGGCUCGGGAUGCAACACUCUGGAAGAGACGCAAAAGGAAGAGGAUACCUGCCCUGAUUAUUAUCUUCCCACUUUGGGCCAAUUAUUUUCUGCCUAUACAAGUCCACAGUGUUAAUACACAGUCGAUGAUAAGAAUAGUUAAUCAUUUAUUCCUUAGUAGGAGAAUAAACAAUUACUGAUAACAUUAAUUCCUCAAA
Messenger RNA from Linepithema humile (Argentine ant), 1107 nucleotides. RefSeq names its product chronophin-like. The record is from RefSeq and is a predicted model, not a curated record. Lineage: Eukaryota; Metazoa; Arthropoda; Insecta; Hymenoptera; Formicidae. Gene Ontology annotation, molecular function: phosphatase activity.